AUGUUACGAACCAAUGAAAUUUCCAGUUUGGGCAGCACACGAUUCAUGAAAGUUGCUCGGGUGGAGCAUGCCGAAGGUCCAUCAUUGCUCAAAGUGUUCCUUCUCCAGGAUCCAUCAUUCUCGAUCGACCCCUAUCGCGAUCAAGUCUGUGUUAUACAAAUUCGUGAUUUAUUAUCUACCGCAUAUAACUGCUGUCCAUUCAAGCGCGUUUACGUUAUACAAAUUCGUGAUUUAUUAUCUACCGCAUAUAAUUGCUGUCCAUUCAAGCGCGUUUACGUCACUUCACGUUGUGUUGUGCUGGCACGUCGCUUCCAAAAAUACACACUUUACGAUCGUUUGAGUACACGUCCAUUUCUUUUCGAUAUCGAAAAACGAUGGAUUGCUUUCCAGCUAUUUAAGGCACUGGCCCAGUGUGAAGCUGCUGAUGUUUGCCAUGGCAUAACUGAUGUAACGCUUGUUUUAUAUAUAUAUUUCUUGCAGGAUGACCCGUCAUAUUUCACAUUCUUUUUCGACACAAGUCGACGGCUAAGUUGCUAUUUGGCACCAGAACGAUUCUGUACCAGUCAGGAACUGAAUUUACAUCCAAAUUUACCGGGUGAAUUCAUGGAUGUCUCAAAAGGCCUUACACAUUCCAUGGAUAUAUUCUCGCUUGGCUGCCUGCUUGUUGAACUUUUCACUGAAGGACAGUCUCCUUUUACUUAUGAGCUACUUGUUAAGUACAAGUAA
This is a messenger RNA of Gongylonema pulchrum, 726 nucleotides long. The record is from the annotation of a GenBank genome assembly. Lineage: Eukaryota; Metazoa; Nematoda; Chromadorea; Rhabditida; Gongylonematidae.